Fulvia fulva is the source of this 903-nucleotide messenger RNA. RefSeq lists its product as uncharacterized. The transcript has 3 exons. The coding region runs from base 1 to 903 and encodes 300 amino acids. Lineage: Eukaryota; Fungi; Ascomycota; Dothideomycetes; Mycosphaerellales; Mycosphaerellaceae. The record is from RefSeq and is a predicted model, not a curated record.
AUGUACUACCUCUUCACUCCCCACUCGCCUCGACUCACACCCAAACCAAGACCAUCUUCUGCACACACCCACCUCACAAUGCACACCAUCUCCCUCCUAACCACAGCUCUAGCGUUGACCUCCCACACCUGCUGGGCAUCAGCCCUCCCCACCGAGCUAGAAACCCGCCAAAGCCCCUCACCCACAUGGCAAGACUCCUGCGGCAACCCAGCCCCAAACACCUUCCGCGCCUUCAACAUCGGCAACUGCGAAGCCCAACUAACCUUCAACCGCGGCAAGAACAUCGGCGUCAUGUGGAAUUUCGAUGCUAUAUAUCCUGAUGGGAGCCGAGUGAACCACGACCCGUUCCGCGACUUCAACAACAUAGCCGUCUCCGACCCCUUCUACACCAUCGGCUACGGAACCAACUACAUCACCAACCGCACGCAAUCGCAAGCUUUCACUUCCGUGCAUGAGUUCAGUAAUGUCUGCCGUAAUGGCGUGGCUCCGUCGGGUUGGGUUUUCUACACUUCGUCAGCCAACAGUGCUUGCACGUCCAGCUCGUAUCGCUUCACCACGGGCCGCAUCACUACGACUACAGGCACCAGACCUGCCAAAACGAAUUUCUCAGGCAGAAGCAUCAAUGCUGCGGGCGAGAUUGAGAUCACCUGGACUGGGGCCGAUGGGGCGCAGAGUUAUAAUGCGUUUAUUAGGAUUCCGACGAAUAGGUAUGAAGGCGGCAAUGGCUAUUUCACUACAGACCGCGGAGCAAGACUAGGCUCAAGCGCAAGGAGUGCCCGCUUCCCUGGCGUGACGGCCUCCAGGAACCAGGAAGAGCCGAGGAAGGUGUAUGUGAAUGUGAUGAAUGCGCAGGGCGUGUGGUCUUUCACACCAGGUACUGUGCCGGUUGAUGUGUUCAUUUGA